CACGUUAGAGUAACGCUAUUUAACGCUAUUUGAAAUAAUGUAUAUCUCGUGUAAUAACUAACAGAUUAAUUUAUAAUUCCUUUAGUAAAUUAUAUUGCCCUAGAGAAUGUAAUAUGUUUACGAUACCUAGGUUUAUGAUUAAUAGCGAAUGUCAGUUGAGAUCCAAAAAUGGCGAACCGUCAAAACAAACCCCUACAGUUUUCACAGUUGACGAAUUUAACAUAGAUCUAUUGUUUAUUAAUCAACAGUUAACAGUUAACGAAGAUAAUAAAGAUUCUUCUAAUGGCAGUCGGUGUACUGAAAUUGCAGAAUGGCAUCUAAAAUAUUAUAUUUAAGGAAAAUGUCCGGCUUGGCUGGGCGGAGCAACGAUAUACUUUACCUUUCUCCGUUAAUAUUAUCCAGAAUCCAACGAUUACUUAUAUUUUUUGGUGGGGAUGUGCAAGAUUUGGAAGAAGCUAUGAAAGUACACAAUGACAGUAAAAAAUACUUGCGUUGGAGCUUAGAGAGCACAAUGCAAUUGUUGGCAGCAAGAUUCCCUCGAAAUCAUGUAAUAGUCAUUCGACCUUCAAGGAUGGAGGAUAUGAAUUAUGGAGUAUUCGCUUGUUACGAUAAUUUUGUCCCAGGGAAUAAGUAUGGUGUUCCAACAUUUUCAUCUUCACUCGACGCACUAAAACAUUUGGAAAAACUCCUUUUAUCGGUAUCAACGUACCUUGCGUCUCAAGAUACAUCUCAGGGGAUAUAUCCACAUGACAUUGAAAGAGCAGAAUUAGUCUUAAUGGGAUUUAGUAAAGGAUGCGUUGUUUUAAAUCAAAUUUUACAUGAAUUUCAUACUCUUCACACCCAGCAAAUUGUAGAUAAAAACUUAAAAGAAUUUGUUGAACGUAUAAAAGAUAUGGCGUGGUUAGAUGGUGGUCAUUGUGGCAAAAAAGACACGUGGAUCACGAACAAAAGUAUUUUGGAGUCAUUCUCAAAACUGAAAAUAAAUGUUCACGUACAUGUGACCCCUCAACAAGUACGGGAUGAACACAGACCUUGGAUUCGGAAAGAAGAAGAAAGUUUUUGUAAUAUAUUACAGAGAUUAGGGGUACUAGUAGAACAUUCCCUACAUUAUGAAAAUGAUCAAAGAAGUCUUGAAAUGCAUUUUGAUGUACUAGCUGCUAUUAAAGAAGAGCACGACUCUUAAUCGUUGUAUUACUUAUUCACU
Orussus abietinus is the source of this 1204-nucleotide messenger RNA. Its product is annotated as UPF0565 protein C2orf69. The coding region runs from base 311 to 1183 and encodes 290 amino acids. Lineage: Eukaryota; Metazoa; Arthropoda; Insecta; Hymenoptera; Orussidae. The transcript has 5 exons. Gene Ontology annotation, cellular component: mitochondrion. The record is from RefSeq and is a predicted model, not a curated record.